CAUCAUCCGAUCCUGGUAACAAGGCACAAGAUGUAAAACGGUGUCAACUUUGCCCUGGAAAAGAUAGAAAGUCUGCUGCAGAAACUGUGUGUAACACAUGCCUUGUCGAUCUUUGUAAGGAUUGUGUAGGUCACCAUAUGAUUGCCAAUCCCACCAUUAGACAUGAUGUUGUUACUUUUGAGUUCAAAAAAUCUGAAAUCAUUCCACCAGAAUGCAGUCUCCAUGGUGAAAAACAAUGUGAAAUGUUCUGUGAACAAUGUAAUUCCCCGAUAUGUCAGAAAUGUCUAGCCUCUGGAUCCCAUGAAAAUCACAAUGUGCCACAUAUUUCUGAAAUUUAUAGCUCUAAACAGGAGCUAAUCAGAAAAGACUUAAAUGAACUUGAAACUAGUAUCGCUCCUGUUUAUGAAUCAAUACUCUCUGAAAUGAAAGAGAUGUUAUCAAGCAUUGAACAGAAACAUGAUGAAAGACAAAGAACCAUUGAUGAAUUUGGUAAAAUAUGGUAUAAAUUAGUAGACAAUGUUAUUAAAAAAAUAUCAGAGUGAUGCAAGAAAAAUGGAAAGAGAUGAUGUUAACUCAAUUAAGAACCUAGAAGCAGAUUUCCAGAAAUGCUACUUAUUAAUGCAAUCAGCAAUGGAUGAAAACAAAUCUAUCCUUGCUUCAAAUGAUCCAUCUAAACUUCUCAACUACACUUCAAAAAAUGAAAAGUUCAGAACUAUUCAUUCCAGAUUUGAACUAAAAGUGCCAGAAUUCAGUCUCAAGAAACUUACAGAGCAAGCACUGUGUCAGAUAAUUGGAGACAUUCCAGAAACAGUGAAAACUAGCAUUCAAGGACAGUUCCUGAAAGCUCCCCAAUCUAAUUCCAGUUCAGAAAAAGCUAUCAAGAAGUGUCUUGAUUUGCCACUAACAGUAGGAGAAAUAAAUACUGAUGAAGAAAUUUGUGAAGUAGCUUGUAUUCCUCACACAGAUCACUUUUAUGUCAAUGGCUUCAAUGGAAUCAUUAAAUUUAUGAAAAAAGAGGGGAAGGUGCUGAGGAGGAUCACCACUAAGACAGAGAAUAUUGCAGGAUAUGCUUUGACAGUCACCAGAGAGGGACAUCUAGUGUAUAUUGAAAAGAAGAAGAAUGUAAUUAACAAAGUGGAGGGGAAUAAGAUAAAAUGUCGGCUUCAAGUACAAGACUCAUGGGUGCCAGAUGCUAUCUGCAGCACCUAUACUGAUGAUCUCUUGGUAUUAGUAUAUAUGAAAUCCACAUUUACAUUUACAUGGGCCCAGCAUAGAAAAGUUCUUCGUUAUUCUGGCUCUACAUUCACACAAGAAAUAAAAUUAAGUGACCUGGACCUGGAUUUACUUCCAAUAUUUGUACCUUGUAUUGAUGAAAACAAGAACUUUGACAUUGUGCUGAGUAAGGAAAAUUCAGUAUUAGUGAUGAACAAUGAAGGACAAUUCAGGUUUAACUACAAAGGAAUGAUAUACAAAAACUUUACUCCACAUGGUAUUACUACAGACAGCAUGUGUCACAUCCUGAUUGCUGACAUUGGUAAUAACAUCAUACACAUCAUUGACCAGAAUGGACAAUUCCUUCUGUACAUAGACAACUGUGAUUUACACAACCUACGUGGUCUCAGUACAGACAGCAAUGACAUAUUGUAUGUUGCUGAUAACCAUAGAGUGAAACGAAUUAAGUAUAUGGAAUAA
Messenger RNA from Saccostrea echinata, 1692 nucleotides. RefSeq lists its product as uncharacterized. Bases 517 to 1692 code for a protein of 391 amino acids. The transcript has a single exon. Lineage: Eukaryota; Metazoa; Mollusca; Bivalvia; Ostreida; Ostreidae. The record is from RefSeq and is a predicted model, not a curated record.